AGUAGCCAAACACUGCCAAAUCGCCAAUUGGAGAAAAAUCACAAAAUAUUCUUUCGAGGAAAACGGGUGUCUCAUAGUUUCUUACACACGUGUCUUUCAGUCAUCACCAGACGUGGUCCGGGGCGCACGGACAGUCGGCACUGUUACAGCGUGUAGCAUCAGGUCCAUGAUGAAGGGUCCAGACACAGAAACAGAGGUUGUGGAGGACAAUGGCUCAUCACCAGUAGUAGAAGAGAACACAGAGGAACUCCCCCCAUACCUUCGGGAAGAGCCGCCUGAAGACCUGGACAAGGACCACCCAAAGGCGGCGGUUGCGGAGGCGGGCGUGAUCUGGCGGGUGACGGGCGGGCUGUUCAGCAUGACGCGGGGCGCGGUGGGCGCUACGCUGGGCGGCGUGGCCUGGGUGGGCACCAAGAGCUACGAGCUGACCAAGACGGCCGUCACCAGCGUGCCCGCCGCCGGCGUGGGCCUGGUCAAGGGCAGCGUCUCCGUGGUGACCGGGGGGGUGGGCGCCGUGGGCUCCGCCGUGGCCAGCAAAGUCACGCCAAAGAAGAAGGACAAGGCUGACUGAGGGGCUGAGGUCAAAGGGUUAGAUCGGUUAGUAACACAUGAAAAAUGCAGUGUGUAUUCAACACUAAGGGAGUGAAUUGAACACCUUCUAGAGAAAGAAGUUUACUACACACUUAUUUGACUUUCAUUAAUGCCUGAGCGAACUUGAUGACGCACAGAAGCAAAACACGUUGUUCGCUCUGAAUAAACGAGCAAAAAGUUAAAUAAGUGUGCAGUAAACACUCCUGCGUUUACCAGUACCUAGAAGCUGUGUGCAUGGAUCUUUGAACUGAUACCUUCUAGAUUGUAUUUGGUUCCAGAGUACUCUCUACGUGUUGAAUUAACACUGCAUUUUUACACAGCGUUCAACCAACCAUUUCAAACCGAUUAGUUCCAAUCAACCUGUUAAACUUUUUAAUCCAAUUUGCCAAUUCAAAUCGAUCAGUCAAAUAGACUACUUACACCGGUUAGUUCGCACCAGGGCUGGUUAUCUGGAAAGCGCAGUCGCUUACUAUGUUAGCUACUGUGUUGGUUGCAAUGCAAUUUCCCAUUGGCAACUACUGAAGUUGCUAACUGCUAACAACUACGCUUUCCAGAAAGGCACUUCAGACCUGACACCUUCUCUUUCGCAUCUUCUCAAUGUUCUCUGUCUGCCUUCUAUGUCUGUGUCUCUUCAUUCAAUCAAUCAGUGAAACAGCUUUGUUUUGUUAUUUUGGUACAAAAAGAAUAAUGUGAGUUUUAUUGGAAACAAUCGGUCACUGGGGUACUUGUGACCAACCCAAUUUAAUAUUUAAUUUCAUUUCCCUUUGUCUUUAUAUUUUCACUUUUUGGUCUAUCUUUUAUUUAUUUAUUUCUGGGAGAAGACUGUAUGGUAUGGUGUUCUGGUGUAUGCAGGAUUGCAUAUGCGUAGAUUUGAGUGCUACUUGAUACUUGUUUCCUUAUACCGGUACGCUUGUAGACACUUCUUUCUAGACCUUCUUGACGUGAGCCCUCAAACAAGUGUUCUGAGCCUUUUUGUUCAUGAUGCCGGGUGUUGAUAGCAAUGUAAACCGUAGCACAGUCAAUCCUUUUUUACCCACCGUUUGUCUACUGACUCUACUCAUGACAUUAGCUGAAUACAUUAUACAUAUAAAACUUACAGGUACAAAGAAAGAAAUGUUCUCUACUUUCUCUGGUUAAAGCUCAGUUGUGGUUGGGGUCCAUUUUUUCCGUGUUGGGAGUUGGGGUGUGAUGGUUUGAUCCAUCUGUCUUUUCACGAUGGGUGCGUUUCAAUAUGCAACCUUGCGUCCUCCACUUGUGCUUGUGGCCUCGUACCAGGAAAUAAUAUGUCAUGAUGACAUCACUGACAACAGCAUUAUAUUUCAAUAUCUCGCAAAAGCUCAAUUGUUAAGUCAUUUUCUCAUUUGCAAACUGGUUGGUGAAUGAAGAAUAGUCCCCCAAAAGUUGUUGUGGCUAGGCUCACAGCAGGGAAACUUUAUUGUUUUCUCCACAGAGGAGGGGCUAGAAGGCGGGGCGAUGCCACAAGCACAAGUGGAGGACGCAAGGUAGCAUAUUGGAAUGCACACAAUGUUUAGGGAACAAGGGAAAGGAGUCCUGGCAGUCCAGUCGAGGGAAUCAGUGUCACACCAUUUUCAAUCACGCUGGCAGACACAUAACCAUCCCAUUAGGAUGAUGAAUGAUCAGUAUUGUCGAUCUGAUGCAAACAAACAUAAAUGUUGAGAGGGAUUUUGAGUACAGGUUGAUGCAGUGAUCCAUCAUACUCAUCUGUCUGAUGUGGUGCUGGGCUGGGCUCAUUAUGCUGGCUGCUCAUAAUUAGCUGUUUGAUUUAAAUAUGUGUGAGGCCGGGGGCAGGGGGCGGCGUGCCAACUUUUGCUGUGAAUGAAAUGCUGUGCGUGUUUUUCCUUUGUUUCGUGUAAGGUCAGCAGUAUUAUUAUUAUUCCAUAUACUUUAGUAAUAUGUCAAGUUUAGACACAUUAAGGUGCAAUCUCCACAAGUCAACACAACUACUCUGUCAUCAUGACAAAAAUCCUUCUCUGACCAUUUAUUUUCCGUUGUUGUUUGAAAUGUACAGUAUAUCCACGUGCCUCAACUUUUAAAUACCGUAAGUAAUGACUUGUUAGAUAUACAAGUCCUUUGGAACAUUCCUGCCCCCUGUUACACUGUUGUGCAGUCUCAAUGCACUCACUUCUGAUUAGUCUGAAAAGAAAAUUACUUGCGAAGACAAACCUGGCAGUUAUCCAUCUCAGCAGUGUUUUUAUAGGGGGCCGCUUUUGCAACAAGUAGUAGACUUGAAAUGUUUUGUAUGAAAAUGAUUGUGUUGUACUCUCAAUUCUCAAAACGUACGUAUGUUUGAAAGGUCCUAAAUCUUGUUGUUUUCCGUGUCUUCACAUAUUCUUUCCCUACAAACCUCCCAUUGCUUUUUGACUUGUCUAUUUGAGGAUAAGAACACUGCAUGUUUCAAGCCUGUAGACUUUAACUUAUUACAAACCUCUUUCAUUUUUUAUGCUUUUUAUUCCGUGUAUUUAUUGUCUGCAGAUGUAUUCCCGAUAGAAUGCUUAUGUCAUGGAAACUCUGUUACAAUAAGCCAGACUUUUAAGACCAGGUAGAUUUUGUCUAUUAUAGAACUAUUUUUGCUAAAUCUGUUGUAUUCUAUGAAUAAAGUGACUGUAUUUUAAAACGUGCUGUUGGUGGACACUUUUUAUUCACUUUGCUGGAUGUUAUUUGAUGUAUUCUGUAGACACAGCUAAGUCAAUAAAUGUACUGAAAGAGUUUUCUA
This is a messenger RNA of Engraulis encrasicolus (European anchovy), 3325 nucleotides long. Its product is annotated as Transmembrane protein 263-B-like. The record is from RefSeq and is a predicted model, not a curated record. The transcript is spliced from 3 exons. The coding region runs from base 167 to 571 and encodes 134 amino acids. NCBI's taxonomy places the organism in Eukaryota, Metazoa, Chordata, Actinopteri, Clupeiformes, Engraulidae.